Molecule: messenger RNA, 2942 nt
Organism: Centropristis striata (black sea bass)
Lineage: Eukaryota; Metazoa; Chordata; Actinopteri; Perciformes; Serranidae
Product: E3 ubiquitin-protein ligase rnf146-like
Exons: 3
Coding region: 229-1383 (384 amino acids)
Biological process (GO): ubiquitin-dependent protein catabolic process; Wnt signaling pathway
Cellular component (GO): nucleus; cytoplasm
Molecular function (GO): zinc ion binding; ubiquitin protein ligase activity; poly-ADP-D-ribose binding
Source: RefSeq, a predicted model, not a curated record
GCACGCAGUGUUACGUCGUCGUCUUUAUCUGAGCUCCUUUUUCAGAGGAAAACAAAGCCAGUUAACAUUGGAAGUCGGUGAAUUAGCAUUAGAAAUAAGCGCCGUUACACGCAUUGUAACUGCACACAAGAUCAACACAGCAACAUCUAACGGAAGUGGCAAGCUUGAAGGUCCAUCAGCUCUCCUAAUGAUACAUCAGCAUUGAGGCUACUUGAAUACUUUCCAAGGAUGGCUAGUUGUGGGGAGGUAGACCACUCUGUUAGCUCCCUACCAUCCAGUAAGAAAGGCAGCAACAGCGGUGGUGGAAGUGGGAACAGUGCAGAAUCAUCAUGCUCUGGCUCCAGCAACUCAUCCCCAGCCUUGUCUGUACCCGAGUGUGCCAUCUGUCUGCAGAGCUGCGUCCACCCUGUCCAGCUGCCAUGCCAUCACGUCUUCUGUUUCCUGUGUGUGAAGGGAGCAUCCUGGCAAAGCAAACGAUGCGCUCUCUGCAGACAGGAAGUACCAGAUGACUUCCUGGAAAGGCCUACACUUCUCUCUCCGGAGGAGCUGAAAGCAUCGGCGGGAGGUCGUGGCGGGGCAGCAAGUGAUCACGCCUGGUAUUAUGAAGGUCGUAACGGGUGGUGGCAGUAUGAUGAGCGAACCAGCCGUGAGCUGGAGGACGCUUUCUCCAAGGGCAAGAAGACGGCUGAAAUGCUGAUUGCUGGGUUUUUGUAUGUAGCCGACUUGGAGAACAUGGUGCAGUAUAGGCGCAAUGAGCACGGUCGUAGACGUAAGAUGAAGAGGGACAUUUUGGAUAUCCCCAAGAAGGGAGUGGCUGGACUGCGUUUGGACGCUGAGGGUGUUAGUGGGGCAAUUGGGGCAGCCGGUCGAGAGAACUCUGCUGAUGGGGCUGAUACCACAGUAGCAGGUGUACAGCAGCAGGUUACAGCUAUCCCCUCUACUGUUACAGCCCCUCCUGCCAGACCUCCCACCUCCCUGGGUGGUCAGCCUGGCAGCAGCAGCAGCCCCACUCUGGAGGAUGCUCUCUCCCAACUGCAAAUUAGCCCCAGGCCCACACCUGCUCACGAGCGGUCUGAGGCUGGGGAAGGAGAGGAAGAAGACGAGGAAGAGGAGGCCUCACCCUCCAGGUCCUCUGACCCUCACACCUCUGUGGACGAGUCUGGCUCCGGAGACUGGAGUGAUGACGAGGAAGAGGAGGAUGAAGAAGAAGAGGGGGGAGAUGGAGAGCGUGUGGAGCCCUGGGAGGAUAGGCCACGGAGGCAAAGACUGAAUCCAGAGGACAGAGCCCCUCCUGGCGCAGAGUCUGCCUCUCCCCCUUCUUCAUCCAGUAGCAGUGGAAGGUCCAGAAUGCCUGAUGGUCAGUGUACAGUGACUGAAGUGUGAAGUCAAUAAUGAUACCAUCAUCACCAAAUGGCUAUGUUCCAUUUCAUUAAUUUAUUCCUCGCUGUAUGCUGUCGUUCACUCUGUCACAGAUCCAAUGUGGGUGGAUUGCUUGAAAAAGAGAAAUUAAGCAUAACAUACUCCAUGUUUUUCACCAAACAACUCAAAUUUGGUGCCUCUAUUUGGCUCACAAUUAUCUGAAAGUAUCACUAUUAUUUGUCAGUUUCUUCCAAUAUAUAGAGAAAUGUUAGUUUUAUGUUCUAGCACUGAGACAGGAGGCACAACUGGGUAAUGAGUCAGAUGGAUACAGCAUGUUGUUGUGAGCCAUGAUGUAUCAUAAGUAACUAUCCAGCACAUCAUAUUAGUUAACAGAAUUUGUUGUUCAGCUGCCAUCAAUCUGCUCACUUUUUGCCAUUUGGUUCCUGGCAUAUAGAGAGUUCUUUUUCAAUUCCACAAACAUGAGUGAAAAAGGUUAAAAAAAAAAAAAAAAAAGACCCAGAGGGUUUCUGGGAGUCUGAGCCAGAUCUGUGACGUUGGAGGGAGAAAGCAUAAAUGGGGAUGUUACUCCUGGAAAUGGAACUGUGUCAUUAUCAUUAUCAUGAACAGCUACAUUCUAAUCAUCUACACUUUAACUCUCUCAGCUAACAUAGCACACAGAAAUGGGCUUGUUAGAGCUCAAGUCAUGUGACUUCUCUUGCAAAGAAUUUAAUCCUUGAUAACUUGUUCCCAAUCUCCACUCUACCUAAAUGAUUUCCUUACUACAGAUGUAACCGAUUAUGAAAGCUUACCUUAAAAAUUAUGAAAUGUAGCUGUUAACUUUUGUGUCAUUUCAGAGCAGAUUGUGGUGUGAAGAAAAUCUUCAGGUUGUUUAAAGAAAGAAUAAGGAGAAGUACUUUGUUAAGAAGCAAUGUGUGGAUUUUUUAAUUUCACAUUGAAUGUGUGACAUCAUUCAGGAGCCCACAGGAUUAUCUGGCUACUUUGUCUUUAAUUUCAGUUCUUCUGCUUCUAAAAUUGGUAAUUACAAAUUCUGUUUUAAAUGUGUGCAUAAAAGUACAGUUAUUUUAAUCUUCCCAGCGUUAAACAAUUGGCAUUAUAAUGUGAAGUAUCAGUGUUUUCCCUUCAAAGUGAGUGAGGUCUCUGUAGCCUCAUUAGUAUUCUUAUUGUCCCCGACUAAAGUAUUCUCAAUUGGUGUGUUUCUAAAGUUUUGUGAUUUGCAUGUUUGAAGAGAGAGUUAUUUAAACACUACUGGUUGACAGGAUGAUGAGGAUUGAUAUUUUUGGGUUGAGUUUGAGUAAAUGUUUUUAAUUUGUUUGCUUUUUGUGUUUCUUAUGGUUGUAAAUCUGUAUGAUGUCUAAGGCAGUAAGAGAACAAGAACAUGUCAUUGCUAUUGGCCGUCCUGCAGAGAUUUCAAGUUAUGUUAUUUUUAUAUUUCUUACAUGCUUACAUCAUCAGCUCAGUCUUUCCAUUCUGAAGAAUAAAGUGUAACAGUUUUUGCUUGGCAACUUUUUUGUUACGUUGUUUGUAAUUUAAGAAUAAAUUGUGUCAUUUCAUCUUAAAACGAA